Molecule: messenger RNA, 4275 nt
Organism: Candidozyma auris
Lineage: Eukaryota; Fungi; Ascomycota; Pichiomycetes; Serinales; Metschnikowiaceae
Exons: 1
Coding region: 1-4275 (1424 amino acids)
Biological process (GO): transmembrane transport
Cellular component (GO): plasma membrane
Molecular function (GO): ATP hydrolysis activity; ATP binding; ABC-type xenobiotic transporter activity
Source: RefSeq, a predicted model, not a curated record
AUGGAGCGUCCUCCCCAAAAGCGUCUUUUGACGCCGUUUCUUCUGAAAAAGGUGCCUCCAGUGCCGUACGAGGAUGAGCGAGUCGAGUUCCCCAAGAGCCCGAAUAUCUUUUCGACAAUAUUCUUUUGGUGGCUCCAUCCUGUGAUGGCGACCGGGUACAAGCGUACGUUGGAUACGCCUGACUUGUUUAAGGUCAAUGAUGACAACAGAGUUGAGACGUUGACGAGGAAAUUCGAAGAUAUCUUCAUGAGGCGUCUACAGCGAGCUCAAGAUGCCCACAUUGCUGCAAAGCGUAAAAAGAGACAUGAGGGCCCUGGAAUCUCCAGUGUGCCACCGGAAGUGGAUCUCCAGGAUUUUGUUCCACCCAAAUUCUUGUGCUUGUGGUCUAUUUUAGAGACUUUCAGGUGGCAAUACGGCCUUGCGUGCUUGUAUAAUACUUUGGCCAAUACCGCAUCGGUGUGUAAUCCCUUGCUUUCCAAGAAACUCAUUCGUUUUGUCGAGAUGCACGCUUUGGGUCUCGAUAGUGCUGUUGGUAAAGGUGUGGGUUACGCUAUUGGUGCAUCGUGCAUGGUGCUUACGCUUGGUAUCCUAAUUAACCAUGGUUUCUAUAAUGCCAUGUUGACUGGUGCUCAGGUAAAGGGUGUAUUGACAAAGGCAUUCUUGGACAAAACUUUCCGCUUGAGCGAUCGCUCCAAACACGAAUACCCAAUCUCGAAAAUUACCUCGAUGAUGGGCACUGACUUGGCCCGUAUCGACUUUGCCUUGGGUUUCCAGCCUUUUUUGGUGUCUUUCCCUGUCCCCAUGGCCGUGGCUAUCGGUAUAUUGAUUUGGAACAUUGGUGCCCCGGCUUUGGUUGGUAUUGGUCUUGUUUGGUUGUUCUUGCUUUGUAUCAUUGUCUUCACUGGUAAAUUGUUUCAGUACAGAAAGAAGGCGAACAAGUACACUGACGCCCGUGUCAAAUAUAUCAAGGAGGUGCUCAACAAUCUCAAGAUCAUCAAAUUUUAUUCUUGGGAAGAACCGUACGAUGACGCUAUUAGCACAAAUCGUAAGAAGGAAAUGAACAUUAUCUACAAAAUGCAGAUUGGAAGAAAUGUCAUUGUUUCUCUGUCCAUGUGCUUGACCUUAUUUGCAUCGAUGGGAUCUUUCUUGGUGCUAUACGCUACUUCUGGCUCCACUAAGGAUCCUGCAAGUUUGUUCUCUUCCAUUUCCUUGUUCAACUCCUUGGCCCAACAGGUUAUAAUGGUUCCUCUUGCUUUGGCAACUGGUUCCGAUGCCCUCGUGGGAAUCUUAAGAGCUGGUCAGUUCUUGGCUGCUGAAGAAGUCGACAAGGAUGCCACUGCAGUUUACGCUCUGCCUGAGACCCGUGAAGUCAUGGAUAAGGAAAAUCUUGCUAUCACCGUCACCAAAGCUAGCUUUGAGUGGGAGACUUUUGAAGACGCCUCCGAUGAGAAUCCAAAUGAAAAGAAGGAAGGUGUAUCGAAAAAAGUUAACACUGACACUAAUUUGAAUGCUGAGACCGCCAUUGAUGAAGAAACUCCUAUUGACGAAAAGCUGACCCUGUCUACGAACACCGUUAAAGAGUCAGAAGUCGAACAAAAGUUAACAACCAUUUCCACUAAAGCCUCCACUAUGGAAGCCACCAUCUUUUCUGGUUUGAAGGACAUCGACUUCUCGGUUGCGAAGGGAGAAUUCGUGGUGAUUACUGGACUCAUCGGAUCCGGCAAGACCUCCUUAUUGAAUGCCCUUGCAGGUUUCAUGAAAAGAACUGACGGUCAUGUGGAUGUCAACGGCAGCCUUUUACUCUGUGAGAACCCUUGGAUUCAGAACGCUACGGUGAAGGAUAACAUCUUGUUUGGUGAAGAAUUUGAUCAAGAAAUUUACGACGCCGUCGUUUACGCCUGUUCUCUCGAGAGUGACUUGGCGAUUUUGCCUGCCGGCGACCAGACCGAAAUUGGUGAAAGAGGUAUCAAUUUGUCUGGAGGUCAGAAAGCCAGAAUCAAUUUGGCUAGAGCCGUUUAUGCCAACAAGGAUAUAAUUCUUUUGGAUGACGUAUUGAGUGCUGUCGAUGCCCGCGUUGGUAAGCACAUCAUGAACAACUGUAUAUUGGGUCUUCUUAAGGAGAAGACGAGAAUCUUGGCUACUCAUCAGUUAUCUCUCAUCGGUGCCGCUGACCGAAUCAUUUUCCUCAAUGGUGAUGGUACAAUUCAAGUAGGUACUUUUGAGGAGAUGAGAAGGACUAACCCUGGAUUUGAUCAUUUGAUGAACUUCAGUUCUGAAGCUGCUGGUGAUGAUGAAGAAGAAGAGGAAGAAGCAAAGGCUCCCCUUGAAUCACUGGAAAUCGUGGAAGAGCGCGAAAUGAUUGAACGUCAACUUUCCAAGAGGCAAAGUACAAUUCAGGAUGAGGAGGCUGAGCAUCGUGACUUCAAAGUCAAUGAGAAAGAAGAUGGUCGCCUUGUGAUGCAAGAAGGCAGAGCUGUGAAUCGUAUCAAAUGGAUUGUGUACAAAAACUAUAUCAAGUACGGUUCUGGCAUUUUCAAAUACUACUCAAGUGUUCCAAUUAUUCUCACAUUGACUGUCAUUGCUAUAUUCUGUCAAUUAUUUACUAACACCUGGUUGACAUUUUGGUCGGAUUUUAAGUUUAAGGGUAAAGAUAACGGAUUUUACAUCGGCUUUUAUGUGAUGUUCACUGUACUUUCAUUCAUCUUUUUGGCGUCUGAGUUCAUUAUCGUGGCGUACAUGACUAACGAAGCUGCCAAAACUUUGAAUUUGUUAGCUGUUAGCCGAGUUUUGCGUGCUCCGAUGUCGUUCAUGGAUAUCACUCCGAUGGGAAGAAUCUUGAACAGAUUUACCAAGGACACUGACACAUUGGACAACGAAAUCGGCAACCAAGUCAGGAUGGUAAUUUAUUUUUUGUCUAGUAUUGUUGGUGUCAUUGUAUUGUGUUGCGUUUAUCUUCCGUGGUUUUUAAUUGCAGUUCCCUUCUUGGGUGCAAUUUUUGUCGCUGUUUCAAACUUUUACCAGGCAUCUGCUAGAGAAAUUAAGAGAUUGGAAGCCACACAGAGAUCAUUCGUUUACAACAAUUUCAAUGAGACCUUGAGUGGAAUGAACACCAUCAAAGCUUACAAGGCUCAGGAGCGCUUCAAAACUAAGAAUGCUACUUUUAUCAAUAACAUGAACGAAGCCUACUACUUGACCGUCGCAAACCAGCGUUGGUUAGCCAUUCAUUUGGACAUCGUUGCUACGUUGUUUGCUUUCAUCAUUUGUUUCCUUUGUGUUUUCCGAGUUUUUAGUAUUGGAGCAUCAGCCACUGGUUUGUUGUUGUCCUACGUCUUGCAGAUUGCCGGUCAAUUGUCAAUGUUGAUCAGAACUUACACCCAGCUUGAGAACGAAAUGAACUCUGUUGAACGUCUUUGUGAGUACGCUUUUCAUCUCGAGCAGGAGGCUCCUGCCACCUACGCGAACUCGACACUCCCCUCAACAUGGCCACAAGAGGGCCAAGUCAGCUUUAUUAAUGCAUCAUUGGCGUACAGAGCAGGUUUGCCAAAUGUCUUGAAGUCCAUCAACAUGGAUAUAAAACCAAAGGAGAAAAUCGGUAUUUGUGGUCGUACUGGUGCCGGUAAAUCUUCCAUUAUGACAGCCUUGUUCAGAUUGUCCGAAUUGAAUGAAGGCAGAAUUGAAAUUGAUGGUGUCGAUAUCAGCAAAAUUGGUCUAAAGGAAUUGAGGACGAAGCUCUCUAUUAUCCCUCAAGAUCCUGUUUUGUUCCGUGGAACUAUUCGUAAAAAUUUAGAUCCAUUUGGCGCCAGUGAAGACAAUGUUUUGUGGGAUGCCAUGAGAAGAGCUGGUCUCAUUGAAAAAUCAAAGUUAGAGAUGAUCAAGAGUCAAACGAAACAAAGCGAAAACCUCUACAAGUUCCACUUGGAUAGAGAAGUUGAAGAUGAUGGCUCGAACUUUUCGUUGGGUGAAAGGCAGCUUAUAUCAUUCGCCAGAGCAUUGGUGAGAGGAUCCAAGAUUUUGAUUUUGGAUGAAGCUACGUCAUCUGUCGACUACGAAACGGAUAGCAAAAUUCAGGAGACGAUCAAGCGUGAAUUCACUGAAUGCACCAUUUUGUGUAUUGCUCACCGAUUGAAGACUAUCCUUAACUACGACAGGAUACUUGUCUUGGACAAGGGAGAAAUCAAGGAGUUCGACACCCCAUGGAAUCUCUUCAAUCUGAAGAACAGUAUCUUCCAACAGAUGUGUGAAAAAUCCAACAUCACCAGAGAUGAUUUUCUUUAA